AGCAGAGCAAAUUUUGCAUUAUUCCUUCCGAACGACUAUAUUCCGCAUAUUAAGUGUUGAGUGAACAGUAUACCGCUUGUGGCGUCAAAACCUGCAGAGUGUUGAUAGUUCUAGAUGCAUUGAAAGCUGGAUUUUGCGCACAUUACUAACGUACACAUCUCGCAGACCACACAACGCGGAUCCGGCUAACAGGAUGGAAGCUGAAAUGGAUGAAAUCAUCGCCGGGUUGAAGAACGCAACGUUGGAGAAAAGUUCAGAACGUGCCCUACCCUUGCUGAAGCAAAUUUCCGACGCGGAAACGAACCUCUGUGAUAAAUACGACAUUAAGAACGAUCUGCUCGAGCUGCUGCAGCUGAACAAUGUGAGCGUGCAGAUACAGGUGGCCCGUUGCAUUGCCGAGGUGGCAAAAACCGAUAAUCAAAGAACCAAGUUCUCGAAGGAGGACGUCAUACGCCGGCUGACGGAAUUGCUCCAAAUUCCGGCAAGUGCGAAGGAAAGCACCGCAAAAGACGCAUCGCUCGAACUGGCGACACAAAUUUGCCGAGCGUUGGGCAACAUUUGCUACGCAAACGAUGACGCACGGAACAUCAUCAAAGAGCUUGGUGCGGAUAAGCAUAUCUUUGCGCUACUCGAUUACGAUGUGAAUACGGACGACGAGGAUCGCGAUCAGUUCGUACGCGUGCGGUGUGGUCUCAUUUCCAACUACCUCCUGGGCAGUGAUGAGAUUGCCGAACGGGCGGUUGAGCUAAAGCUGAUUGAAAAGCUGGAAAAGAUACUAACCCGUUGUUUGGCGGAUGUCGAUCAGCAUGAGGAGCUGCUGUUGAGCAUUCUGCCUCCGCUGAGCAUCUUAACCGAGCAGAUAAGCGAUCUGUACUUUGCACCUUCGCUUAACAAAACGAUCGCAAAGAUAUUGGCCAAAUGUACCAAUCCGGAUAUUGCCGAAUCGUGUCUCGCUUUGCUACAUUACGAGGCACAGAAUGAUGAUGUUAAGCUGCUGCUGGCGGAAGAAGGUCUCUGUGAAACGAUCUACCAGUUGUUGGAAAAGUACAAAACGUUUGCCAACACGGACGAGGCACGUGUGCUGAUGAAACUGGCUUGCGACUUGAUUGUUCUCAUACUGACGGGAGACAAAUCGAUGCACUAUCUCUACUCAACACCAUUACUGAAAUGCAUGGAAGAUUGGCUGGAUUCGUACGAUGUGGAGCUGCUGACUACCGGGGUGCUUGCUCUUGGCAAUUUUGCCCGAACGGACAGUCACUGCAUCCAUAUGGUGGAGAAGAAAAUAAUGCACAAACUGCUGUCAAUCUUGGCCAAAAACAAUGGAACCGAACAUCAGAUGACGCUGCAGCACGCGCUACUAAGCACGCUAAAAAACUUGGUAAUCCCGAAACCGAACAAGGCCGCCGUUAUAGAGGCGGGUUUGGUGGACAUCAUAUUGCCAAUGCUGGAAAUACACCAAGCGCCAGUAGUUUUCAAACUGCUCGGUACAUUACGCAUGACCGUCGAUGGACAAGAAAAACUUGCCUCGGAGCUACUGCAAAACGAGAAGCUAGUCAAACAGCUAGUCCACUGGAGCCAAACAUCAGAAUUCACGGGAGUGCUCGGUGAGUCGUUGCGAUUGAUGGCUUGGUUGAUCAAACAUGCCUACCGCCAGAAGGAAGCCGAUCAGCAAACGAUGGAUGAUACCGGUUUGCGGAAAUUCGUAUCGAUCGAGGGAGCGGUCGCUAGCAUGGUCGGUAUGCUCGCGUCAACACACCUGGUGAUGCAAAAUGAGGCACUGAUCGCCCUGAGCAUUUUGACCACCAUUUUCCACAACAAAGCAGCAACCGAGAGUAACGCACUGGAUGCGCUGCUGAUACAAGCCGGCGUUGGUGCAAAGAUUGCCGAACAGAUCACGCUGAACGGUGAAUCGAUGACGAAAGAGCUAGUGGAAAAUUUACAAACGUUCGUAAAGCAGUUGCAAUCAUCGAGCGAUGCGCUGGUGGCCCAUCUGCGGGAACAUAACAUAGAGGAGCUGCUGAAAACCAUACCCAGCAUGGUGGAGUACUGUACGCUUUGAACGAAUCGUUGCAAAACAUCCGGCAUCGAGGAAAGCCUGCACCUGCGGGGCGGAUCGAUAAAGAUUCCUUUCAAUUAACGAUUGUUUAUUUAUGGCACUGUGCGCACAAACACCCCACCCAAUGCAAUGGUGGCCGUUUCGACCAGCGAAUGUCUUGUAUGGAGGACCAGUCUGAUCUCUUCUUAGCGUAACCGUCUACUCUAAGGUGAUGCCUGUCUUAAUGGGGAGAUAUACAGACAGAAAUUUCAAAUAUAAAUUAUGAAGUUACAGCCCAACCGGGUAAUGCAAAACAAAAACACAAGGAAACGCUUCUUAUCCAAUUUUAAUAGGUAAUUUUUCGUUUAAAAAAAACACACACUUGACUUACUACACUUAAUUUUAAUGGGAUUUCGGUACCGGUCCCGUCGUGCGAAAGGCCGUUAUUUACACAUAUGAAGCAAUAGACAUUUACUUACAAACCAUACACCAACACACGCGUGUGUGAAUAGAAUAGAUCGCCAUUAGGAUGAAUGCGAUCAUUAAAAAAAAACAACCCAUUCUGUACCCAAUUUUUGUGACAAUCUGAAUCGAGAGAAUCUACCUUUUUGGGAGUUAGGUAAACAGGUUUUACGUUUACAUGUGUAGCGUAAUAUAAGCAGCAGUAAAUAAUGCAUAAUUUGUAAAACGAAUUAGCUACCAGUUUUGCAUCAUAUUCAACGCCCAUUGCGACAGGAAAUCGAUUGCAACUUUCAUUGAGUGAAUCUAUGUUUGAGGCACUUUACGUUUGCCGUGCACCGAUUGCAAUAGAGUGUGCGCACAUUAUCAAGAGCAAUUUACAGCGUAAGCUUUAAUUUACAUAACCAGCAUUGAAAUGGAAUAAUAUUAGGAAGAAUUAGUUUAGAAUCCAAGCGAAGAUACAAAACAUGUGUCCGCUUUUCGUUUACGAAAGGUGCAAAAAGCAUAACUUAACCAAUGAAUAUCAAAUAAGCGACCGGCGAACAGUGAAAUAAUGCAACGGAUUCGGAAAAGCAACAAAAGAAACAAUGCACAUCGACACACCUGUGGCAUCGCGGGGGACAGGCAGGUAACACACGGUAGUGUAGAGGAGCAACCCAGAUUAGCGCCCUCAAUACAGAAGUGGUAUUAUUAUUCAGAGGUUAAUGCAGUUCUUUUUUCUGUAGAACUUAAGAGAUCAUAUUUAAGCUGGUAUUACCUCGAUCAUCAUCACAGUUACACAUGCACCUGUGUAGUGAAAGUUGAUAAUAGCCCACAGUGUGUAUGCACCAUCCCCACUUAAUACCUUUCGGAGCGAGUUGAGAUGCUUGCAGGAUAAGAAAACCACAAUGUAGAGCGAGAUAAAACAAAAUGAUUGCACAUAGAAUUAAAAAAUGCAUACAAUGAUUACAUAUGCUUAAUGCCCUUUCCCAUUUCCAACUAGCUCUUACCGCUAUCCGUUUAAAAGCACUCUUCCUUCCAAACCUAAGAUAGAGAUAGAAGUAUAUAUUUUUAUGCCUCACCUUGUGAGCGCUUAAUAUUUAAAAUAGAUAGUAGAGUCGCGGGCCACACGAAGGAGUGGCCGCUGCUUAAAUUUAGCCCGUUAAAGCUAGCCAGAGAUAUUAGCGUCUAACGAUAAGAUUAUUCUUAUAAAAGGAAAACAAACAAAAAAAAGAAACAAUAUCAACAGUAUUUUACUGCAUUUGCAUAAAGUAUCUUAACCUGAAAACAGAAAAAAGCCUCGAAACACGAAGUUAAAUGCGUAUAUGCAGAAAAUCACGAACAUAACAAAUAUAUUAUAUAUAUAUACAUCAUGUUUGAGAGUAGUUUGGUACACACCACACUCUUUGAUACACGGCAUACAAAUUUGUUGCAAAUAUAAAUCGACAAAACAAUGAAUUACGGAUAGAACGCAAAUGGUAAGCAAUGUUUUCAAUGACUUAAACGAAGCCCAAAUACUCCGACUAUACUAAGAUAAUGGUAGCGUUUGAAGUUCGAAUGUAGUUGGAGGUGUAGAAAACCAUGUUAGUAUCUACGGAGGACGUGAACCGAUGAACCAAACAGUUGAAAUUGCAACUUCUUUCUUCUAUUCGCUCGCUGUGCGUAUGUGUUUGCACAUUGAUCAAGCGUUUUGUUUUCUUUCACACAACUAUUCUCCAAACGUUGCUGUUGCAAAAGCAAGCAAAUAGUUAAUAUACAACCGCACACCGUGAGCACACUUAAUCAUUCGCUUUCAAGUUCUUUGACGUGGAAGACGAAGCGUCGGGGAUUGAAGUUACAAUAUAUACAUGCGCAAGUACGUAGAGCAUUUCGGUGCAGUCGGCACAUCCAAUAUGUAUUAGAUACGAUUUAAUUACGAAUAACAUCAACGAUCGAUCCCGUAGCGUAGGUCAGUAGUGUGUGCGAACGCCACAAACGGGCAUCCUCAGCAUUACGAGAACAUUGGGCGUGGCCGUCAGUCAUUUAAAUAGUCAGUAAACAACAGUGAUGAAAAUAGGGCAAUACGAGUGUUAAAAGUAAUAAUCAAACAUACACACAAACGCAAACACUUAUGUGAUGUUUCUUUCGAUCUAGAUUAGUGCGAUGGCGGAAAAUGAUGUUGGAAAAUAUAGUGAGGGUGUGCGGAUUGAUGGCAGAAAGCGAUUCCGUUUUUGGUUGUGUGUGCACUGUCGCACACGCGAACACACACUUUCCUUAGCACCUUCCUACUUUCCUCGAUAAUUUAUUUUCUAACAUUUUUGGCUUAAUAAAAUUUUUAAAA
Anopheles moucheti is the source of this 4793-nucleotide messenger RNA. RefSeq names its product GTPase-GDP dissociation stimulator vimar (gene vimar). Lineage: Eukaryota; Metazoa; Arthropoda; Insecta; Diptera; Culicidae. Gene Ontology annotation, molecular function: guanyl-nucleotide exchange factor activity; protein binding. The transcript is spliced from 5 exons. Gene Ontology annotation, cellular component: cytosol. Gene Ontology annotation, biological process: positive regulation of GTPase activity. The record is from RefSeq and is a predicted model, not a curated record. The coding region runs from base 194 to 2059 and encodes 621 amino acids.